AUGCCAGAAAGCUCCUACUAUGCCCCAACCGAGCCGGUGUCUGCCUAUGACAACGCUUCACUGAGCAUGUCUUCCGGUCCGCACAGCUUUCCCUACGGGCAGAUACACGACGAGCUUGACGGAGGGGUGAUGAAUCAGGGUCCUCCUCCACCGACUGGCUGGGGCCCCCAAUUUCAAUCCUUCACGCCAUAUGCAGAGGACCCUCGUGUGACGAUGGGUGUUGGCGAGAGAAGCAGUGGUGUUCCUUACCAAUAUCCACCGUCAACAAGCAAACGUCAAAAAAGCCACGCCGCCAACCCCCCUUUUCAAGGCUUGACGAUUGAUACAAUGACCAUGAACCCACACGGUGAUCGCCGACCUCACAAGUCGGCGGCGGCGGCGGCCAAGAGGAGCAAAGGAAAGAAACCAUCAGCUCCCACAACGAGUCUCUCCUCUCCCACAAGCCAGUCAACCAUAUCCAGCGGCAGCGCGGCACCGAACUCACUCCCUGAAGAGGACUGUGACUCGGAGCAGGAGCAGGCUGUUUCGACGGGCAGGCAAGGUCAUCAUAACGCCCGCACUAGGCAUAAUAUGGUUGAGCAAAAGUACCGGCAUAGGCUCAACACGCAUUUUGAUAAGCUGCUGGAGGUGUUGCCGUCGGGGGUUGGUGUGGGCGGGAUGAUGAUGGGAGAUGGGUAUCAGAAUACGUACCAGACGACAUAUUUGGGGGGGGAUGGGGGGGCGCCGAGUUUGGAGAGGGAGAGGAAGGUGAGUAAGGCUGAGGUGCUGGAUCGGGCGAGGUUGUAUAUACAGACGCUGGAGAGUGAGCAUGUGAGGUUGCAGCGGGAGAGGGAGGAGUUGAGGGGGUUGUGGGAGGGGUAUUAUGAACGGGCGGCGGGGGUGGAGAAGGGGUUGGAUGGGGGGGUUUGA
Podospora anserina S mat+ is the source of this 909-nucleotide messenger RNA. RefSeq lists its product as uncharacterized. Gene Ontology annotation, molecular function: protein dimerization activity. Lineage: Eukaryota; Fungi; Ascomycota; Sordariomycetes; Sordariales; Podosporaceae. The coding region runs from base 1 to 909 and encodes 302 amino acids. The record is from RefSeq and is a predicted model, not a curated record. The transcript has a single exon.